Cylicocyclus nassatus is the source of this 749-nucleotide messenger RNA. The record is from the annotation of a GenBank genome assembly. Lineage: Eukaryota; Metazoa; Nematoda; Chromadorea; Rhabditida; Strongylidae.
CCACAGAAGAAGAUUUGAGCCAAAAGACAACAAGAGCUUUACCUGUAACAAGUGAACUUAUGUUGCUAAGCACAGAGGAGAUAGUUCAAAAUGCCGAAACGAGGAGGGGAACACGACCAAGUAAUGAGAAUCCUACCACAAUUACGUCCGUCAUUACUUCCGAGCCUGAAGAGGAAGAGACAGCUGACCCUGGGGUAAUGGGAGGAAACUUACUGAAAUCAAAGAUAGAUAACCGUCACAGAUUAUGGAAAUCGGGCACAAAAGAUAACACCAGCGUAGUAGUGAUUAUCAUUGGGAUUGUCGCAAUCAUGCUUGCUUGCGUCAUUGCAAUUAGCGUGAUUCUGGUAGUGAUAAUUCUGCGGAAAAGAAAGAAAAAAGAACAACAAGUCGCAAAGAAGUUUGUUAUGGCAAAAACACCUCGUAAAAUGGAAUGUGCGGACCUAAAUGCAACAAAAUUCACGCACGGAGGGGCUCUUGUUCUUGAUGCAAAAUUACAUGGUCCUGUGGUACAUGCUGAGGGAGAUGCAGAAGGGAGAACUAUUCAAACUGUUCAGUUUGACCCUCAUCUCAACGAAAUUGUUGAUAUUGGCACCAAUAUCGACGUUCUUCCGGAAACCAAUGAUACAACAACCGUGGCAACUACUGCUGCUGCUGAAAAAAGAACUAUAAUGGAAAAAGUGAUUAAAUUGGGUAAGGUAAGUAACCACUCUAGUUAUUUGUUAUAUCAUGCAAUUAUUGGUGAGUGCUGA